Spodoptera frugiperda (fall armyworm) is the source of this 2153-nucleotide messenger RNA. It is a transcript of the gene 7B2, whose product is annotated as neuroendocrine protein 7B2. The transcript is spliced from 6 exons. Gene Ontology annotation, cellular component: secretory granule. The record is from RefSeq and is a predicted model, not a curated record. Gene Ontology annotation, molecular function: enzyme regulator activity. Bases 299 to 1024 code for a protein of 241 amino acids. Gene Ontology annotation, biological process: neuropeptide signaling pathway; regulation of hormone secretion. Lineage: Eukaryota; Metazoa; Arthropoda; Insecta; Lepidoptera; Noctuidae.
CUAUGCAACAGUUCCGCUUCAGCCUCCGCUUGAUAACGUCGUUGCAUAAAGGACUUUAUCUUUAAAGUGAUAGAGAUUGAUUUAAGUCUUUGAUUAGCUGGCUGUAGCCGGUUCGUGAGUUAUUCGCGUUGCAAUAUCGGGUACUCGGUUUUUUCCGGAAUUUCAAGUGAAUCGUAGAUCCGCCAUCUUGUCCUAAACUCGCGUUCGUUUCGGGAAAAUUUUCUCAAAAACGUUUUCAUGUAUUUUGCACUCUGCUUGAUCGUGAUUAUAGCGAGUUUACUACGGAUCCACAUUCGCAAUGGGCCAACAAGAAGUCUUAAUUAUGGCGAUAAGCAUCGUCGGGGCCAUGGGCUUUAUCCCCCAUGGGUCUAUUGGGGAAAAGGACCAUAUGCUGACGGAGGCUUUGCUACGUGAAGUGGUGGAGCGUAUGGGCAAGGAGUUCAACGACGCGGCCUCCAGCUACCUGGAGUACCCUGCCAGCGAGCGCCACCUCGCGCUCAUGGCCAGGGCUAACAAGGAGCUGGAGAACGAGCAGUUGGACUACGAUUCUCUGAUUGACGGCAACCCUAACCCCAGCCUUCGUGACCAGGAAUAUCUGCAGCACAGCUCAUUGUGGGGGCAUCAGUACGUAACCGGCGGUGCUGGCGAGGGUGAACAGCGUCUCCAGCCGUCCGGAGUGGUGCCCAACCGACAGAUGGUGAAGACAGACGCUGUGCUGCCGGCCUACUGCAACCCGCCUAACCCUUGCCCCGUUGGAUACACAGAGGAUCAAGGCUGCAUCAGUGAGUUCGAGAACACGGCAGCCUUCAGUCGGGAGUACCAGCUCGCGCAGCGCUGCAUGUGUGAUGGAGAACACAUGUUCAGCUGCCCUCCCGACUCCUCCUCCGACCUCGACCUUCGCUUCCCGGAGCACCACAAGAAUCUCGUCGCCAAGAAGUAUAAACCUGCAGUAGAAAAUCCUUAUUUGACGGGCGAACGCUUACCGAUCGCAGCUAAAAAAGGUUUCGAUGUUAAUGUGUACUAAGCCUAGUCUUAAAUAGAUGUAUACUAUAUUAGUUAGUGUCUAUCUUAAACGUGAGGCAUAGUCAUCUUCUAGCCUACUCUUUUUGGCGUUAUUAUCUUUGUAUAAAUGUUCUGUUACAACUUCGUUUAUGGUGAAUUGUGGGUCACAAGUGUUGGCGACGAUCUAUUUAACCAAACAGCACAAAAUACAUACUUGGGAAGAUUGUGACUUGCAAAGCUGGGUAGGGAAUGUUAAAACGAUACGGUUGAGGAAACAUUAUAGGUAGAAGGAAGUAAAAUAUAUUUUUGUAAUCCCAAUUUAAAACACUGUCACAUAAUAUUUCGAAAUUUCUCUUGUAAAACAUUAUUUUUAAAAAGUAAAACGGUACAACAAUACCUAGAAACUUCAUUAAAGAAAUUAUUUAUUAAUUUCAAAUAUUUGUAAUAAUUGAUGAGAAGCGUCAUAAUAAUAAAGAAAAAUGGUGAAAAAAAUGAAAAAAGCUGUGAAUUUCGUUAGUUGUAAAUAAACGCUCUUUUACUAAGCUGUUAUAAAUGUGAUAUAUAUUUUACGUUUUAUUUAAUUAUAUCAAUAAGUUUUACAUACACAUAUAAAGUACAUUCGAUAGAUAAAAUUUAAAAUCCCCCAAAAAAACAGAAUUAGUUUUAAGUAUUAUAAUACGUUUUAUUAUUUUUUUUGAAAUAGUCUUCAUAAACUAAGUAAGGUUUAAAUGAGGAAUUAAAAAAAUAAGUAGUAAUAAGUAAUCCAACCUAUAGGUAUGGGCAUUAAAUUAUAAUUGUAGAUUAUAAGUAUGUACAUAAAAUAUUUAAAUGAUCAUACGUGGACGACUCUUAUUAUUGAAAUAGACUAUAAAUAUAAUUAGGUAAAAUAGGUUUGCAUUACAUACAACUGUAGUACGUACGGCAAUUUAAUUGCAAUAUACAUUAAAAAAAACUUUGGACAUGGAUUUCAUAAAAAUCACCAGACAUAGUUAAGGGAAUGCGCAAUUAAGUAUCUUGUACCAUAUUAUUGCCGCUAAAUGAAAAUCUACAUUAAGAAUUACUAGUUAGUAUUCAAAUAAUGUCAUAAAGUAUAUUGCUAGCUGUGAUAAGUAUUAGUUUAAAAUAAAAAAAUACAAAAAUCCAAAAAAAAA